Messenger RNA from Anolis carolinensis (green anole), 759 nucleotides. Its product is annotated as HLA class II histocompatibility antigen, DP alpha 1 chain-like. NCBI's taxonomy places the organism in Eukaryota, Metazoa, Chordata, Lepidosauria, Squamata, Anolidae. The annotation marks the transcript as partial. The transcript is spliced from 3 exons. The record is from RefSeq and is a predicted model, not a curated record.
AAAAAGAAGAAGUUUGCUCUUGCUUGUCUCCCUUUCCCAGCUGCCCCCUCGGCCAAGGUGUUCCCCGAAGACCCUGUGGAGCUGGGAGAGCCCAACGUCCUCAUCUGCUUCGUGGACCAGCUCUUCCCUCCGGUGCUGAACGUGACCUGGCUGAAGAACGGGCAGGCGGUCUCGGAGGGGGUGAAGAAGACGGGCUUCCUCCCAAAUGAAGACAACACCUUCUCCAAGUUCUCCUACCUGACUUUUGUUCCAGAAGACGGAGAUUUCUACACCUGCCGGGUGGAGCACUGAGGGCUUGAAGGGCCCCUGACCACGGUCUGGGAGUCCAAGGGACCCCCUUCCCUCCCGGAGACAUCAGAGAACGUGCUCUUCGGCCUGGGCCUGGUCAUCGGCCUCCUGGGCAUCAUCGUGGGCACCAUCCUCUUCUUCAAGGCCAUGAGGAUGACAGACCACAACAGCAGAGGUAGUGGCGGCCUGUGAGAAAGAGGGACCUCCUUUUCCUGCAACUGCCUCCACAACAAUGUCUCCUGAUUAGUCGCUUUCACUAUGACAUCCAAGGCCAGCUUCCCUGCUGCCAUCAGCCACAAGAGCCCCCCAUUUGCUCUGUCCUGUCUCCCCCAUAGAACCCCACUGGAGACCCAAACCAAAGAGACUGGAUGCAACCAACUCAGAGCUCCACCAAGAUCUAUCCACCUGGCCACCAGCAACUGGUGUAUUCCAGCAUCAGCCACAGAAGUAUCUAUGUGAUGGUUGAGAUUG